GUUCAUCACUUAUUUAUCAUCUGAAUUGCAAAACAUUCUGACAAGAAAGAAGAAAGCAACUUCAUAAGACCUCUACUUUAAGAACGCAUUUAAGAAAAGGGAAUUAUUUUGACGGCAAUUUCUAAGGAAGAAAAUGGCAAAUGAAAACCAUGUUCUCAGCAACCUACUGCAAGUUUUCUCCAUCAUGCUUCUCGUGACGUUAGAGAUUGUCGAAUCGAACGAUGCAGGUUAUUAUGAGAAACUAAGCAAGACACACUGUCUGAAAAAUCGAUUGAUUAGGAUACCAUACGCACCAUCCCUCAUAGAUUGCGCAUCAAGCUGUAUGAUGACUAAUAAGUGUGGUGUUUUUAGUUAUUGCAAGGGUACAUGCAAAUUGCAUGAAUCUCUUGUUCCUGGGUCUCCUAUCAAGACGACAUGCAACUGUAUAACUUAUUUAAUGCUAGAUAGAAACAGCAGAAACAGGGUGAAAAUUUAUGACAUAACCAAGUACUUGUUUAAAGAAAGUAUUCUUUAUAGAUUCUGGAACAAUUGGCCUAUCGACAAGGUGAAACUCGUCUUGAUAAAAAAUAAUACUGAAAUUCACUCAUUAACUUUCAAUGCAAAAAUGUCAAGUAACACCGACUGGUUCCAUUCCAGUAGACUCCUUUCAACUCCCUGGUUUGGAAAUGUAGCAGCAGCGUACAGGUACUUUGAUGGCAAAAGGUAUUUCAAGAUCCAACCAAGCGGAGGCAACUACCUACUCCAUGUAUUGUGGGAGAAUUACAGGACUUACGAAAUUCGCUACCGAAUGAACAUCGAUGAUACUGAGGAACAGAUCGCAGAUAGGGUGGAUAUCUAUGCAUAUUCAUAAGAGGAUCUAUAUUAUUGCUGAAAAUAUCUAUGGUAAUACGUACACACAUACAUACAUACAUAAUGCAUACAUUCAUACAUAUAUACAUGCGUCCAUACAUUCCUACAUACA
Octopus bimaculoides (California two-spot octopus) is the source of this 961-nucleotide messenger RNA. RefSeq lists its product as uncharacterized. Lineage: Eukaryota; Metazoa; Mollusca; Cephalopoda; Octopoda; Octopodidae. The record is from RefSeq and is a predicted model, not a curated record.